CACCUUUUCUUCCCCAUCACCUGAAACCGCCCUUGUUCCGAAUUUCCUCUCUGCUUCGUUUUGGAUCGAUCCGUGGAGCUGUGAUAUUGAAGGCUUUUCAUUCUCGCUAUUUUCUCUACCAUCCUUCCAUUCGAUCAAAACCUGAAAAUUCGCCCAAAUGAAGCUCACUGUGAAGACUCUAAAAGGGAGCCACUUCGAAAUUAGGGUUCAACCCACCGACACAAUCAUGGCGGUGAAGAAAAAUAUUGAAGAUGUACAAGGAAAGGACAAUUAUCCAUGUGGUCAACAAUUAUUGAUUCACAAUGGAAAGGUUUUGAAAGAUGAAAGUACUCUGGCAGAGAAUAAGGUGUCUGAAGAUGGAUUUCUUGUUGUCAUGCUUAGCAAGAGUAAAACUUUGGCCUCAGCUGGGACUUCAUCUGCACAGCCUGGAUCUACAACUCAAUCAGUGUCUAAUCCCACUCCUGCACCAGAAGCUCCUAUACAAGCACCGGCCCCAAAGAGCACCUCACCUUCUUCCAAUGAGGCAACAACCACUGUUUCUUCAGAUGUCUAUGGGCUGGCUGCUUCCACUUUAGUUGCUGGUAGUAAUCUUGAGGAGAUCAUUCAACAAAUAAUGGAUAUUGGUGGUGGCAAUUGGGACAAACAAACUGUUGUCCGUGCACUUAGAGCUGCUUAUAACAAUCCAGAGCGAGCUGUGGAUUACCUGUAUUCAGGUAUUCCAGAAGUAGCAGAGGUUGCAGCGCCAGUGCCUAGUUUCCCUAUGAACCAGGCAACUUCUGAGGGAGUUGAAGCAGGUGGUGCAGCAGCUGAUGCACCCACUUCUGGGGCCCCUAAUUCAUCUCCGUUAAAUUUGUUUCCUCAGGAAACAAUUCCUGGUGGUGGCAGUGGUGGCCUUGGUCCCCUUGAUUUCCUUAGGAACAGCCAGCAGUUUCAGACAUUGCGUUCAAUGGUGCAAGCAAAUCCACAAAUUUUACAGCCGAUGCUUCAGGAGCUCGGAAAACAAAACCCCCAACUUUUGAGAAUUAUCCAGGAGCACCACGCUGAGUUUCUUCAACUAAUAAAUGAGCCUGUUGAAGGUUCUGAAGGGGAAUUAUUUGAUCACCCUGAACAGGACAUGCCGCAUGCUAUUAGUGUCACACCAGCAGAGCAAGAGGCAAUAGAACGACUUGAGGCUAUGGGAUUUGAUAGAGCGCUUGUAAUUGAGGCUUUUUUGGCCUGUGACCGCAAUGAGGAAUUGGCAGCAAACUACCUAUUGGAGCAUACUGGAGAUUAUGAAGAUUAAAUGUCAUAUAUCCAGGUGAAGAUGAACGGAUGCAAUGUUGUUGACAUGUCCCAGGAGUUUUUUUAAUGUAAGCGGCGCAACAUGGUGAGAAAUUCAGGUGGCACUGUGGAUCAUCUUCAUUUUUUUUUGGGGGGGGGGGGGGGGGGUAUUUAUGCAUCAUAUGACUGGAUGGUUCACUUGGUGGGCUGGGUUGGGUUGGGUUGGGUUGUGCAGUGCAGUUGAUUUUUUUUUUUUUUGUGGUAACCCGUUGUUUCUCUUUCUGUUGGAGUUGGGUUGUGGCCCCGAGAGAGAUUCUGAUACUUUUGAACGUUUUUUUCUCCUCCUCCUCCUCCUCAUCUGGCCUUUGCCAGGGAGGGAAUUAUUGAGAAUUCAGAUGUCAAUUUAAUUUAGUUUGGUUCCCCUUUUUUCCGAGGGGUGAGUCA
This is a messenger RNA of Diospyros lotus (date-plum), 1704 nucleotides long. RefSeq names its product ubiquitin receptor RAD23b-like. The record is from RefSeq and is a predicted model, not a curated record. The transcript has 13 exons. Gene Ontology annotation, cellular component: nucleoplasm; cytosol. NCBI's taxonomy places the organism in Eukaryota, Viridiplantae, Streptophyta, Magnoliopsida, Ericales, Ebenaceae. Gene Ontology annotation, biological process: proteasome-mediated ubiquitin-dependent protein catabolic process; nucleotide-excision repair. The coding region runs from base 158 to 1282 and encodes 374 amino acids. Gene Ontology annotation, molecular function: ubiquitin binding; proteasome binding; damaged DNA binding.